AUUCUCAUCACCGAUUCAUCACUGCAAAACACUAUAUAUGAAAAUACCUAUCCUCUGCCGAGCCCUUGUGACGAAUCUUCAUCUCCGACUAACGCAUCAUGUCUGAACGAAAAGUUCUCUCCAAAUACUACCCUCCGGACUUCGAUCCGAGCCAGAUCAAGAGAGUCAAGGGGCCUAAAACCGCCGGUCCAAAGGUCCAGACUGUCCGUCUAGCAGCUCCAUUCUCGAUGAAAUGCACAACAUGUGGAGAGUAUAUCUACAAGGGCAGAAAGUUCAACGCGCGGAAGGAGACACCAGUGGAUGAGAAGUAUCUCGGUAUCCAGAUCUUCAGAUUCUACAUCCGCUGUACAAGAUGUAGUGGACAAAUCACAUUCAAGACGGAUCCUAAGAACCAAGACUACGCCUGCGAAAGCGGCGCAAAGCGCAGCACAGAACCAUGGCGCGUUGGCCGUGAUGAGACAGACGAAGAGCGUCUCGAUCGACUAGAGAAGGAAGAGGAGGAGCGCAACGCGAUGGUAGAGCUCGAGGCCAAAACCGUAGAUGCCAAGCGCGAGAUGGCCGUCGCAGACGCCCUCGACGAGAUCCGCACGCGAAACGCGAGGCUGGAGCGCGCUAACCACGAUGGCGUGGAAGUAAGCGUUGCGAUGCCAGCUGAUGACGAGGCAGAGCGCCAAGAAAGAGAGGAUGCGGAGGCUGCGAGAAAGGCUUUCGAGUUCGCGCGACAGGUGGAGAGUCUUACGGAAGAUGUCAUCGAUGAGGAGAUGGAGGAUACGGGCGCGGCUUCGAGUUCGAGUUCGGCGGGUACACCCGCGUCAGGCACGCCUAAGCCGGAAUUGGUGAAGCCUGCGCCUGCGGCGGCGAGUGCGACGGCUGCGGAUAUGCCGCCCCCGUCGUUCAAGCGCGUUGUUAAGAGGAAGAAGGAUCACAGUGCUCUCCUCGGGAUCAAGAAGAAGCCGUCUCUUGUGUAGGCUGAUUGAAAUUCGGGUUAGCCACGACUGCGAUUACUGGGAUUCAUAGCAUAGCAGGCGGUAUUGGGUUGGCGUUCUAUCAUUGCAUACGGUUGGUGUUUUCACCAAUUAAUUGAGAUACAUUCGAGUAGUACACUAAGUUCCCUAGACCCCUAGAUCCCCCUUAAAUUUGAUUGGUCGCGGUCGCGAUAGGUGUACCAUCUACAGGGGACAUAAUCCAGAUCUUGCUCAUAAUAAUCUCGAUAUAUUUAAUGUACCCCAGUCGUA
This is a messenger RNA of Annulohypoxylon maeteangense, 1235 nucleotides long. Its product is annotated as DUF572-domain-containing protein. Bases 99 to 968 code for a protein of 289 amino acids. Gene Ontology annotation, biological process: mRNA splicing, via spliceosome. The transcript is spliced from 6 exons. Lineage: Eukaryota; Fungi; Ascomycota; Sordariomycetes; Xylariales; Hypoxylaceae. Gene Ontology annotation, cellular component: U2-type catalytic step 1 spliceosome. The record is from RefSeq and is a predicted model, not a curated record.